Molecule: messenger RNA, 942 nt
Organism: Toxorhynchites rutilus septentrionalis
Lineage: Eukaryota; Metazoa; Arthropoda; Insecta; Diptera; Culicidae
Exons: 1
Coding region: 1-942 (313 amino acids)
Source: RefSeq, a predicted model, not a curated record
AUGGCAAAAAACUGCGCUAAGUGCUCUAAUGCUAUUUCGGGCAUCGAUUAUGUCGUUUGCCGCGGCAAACCGCGCAUUGUACUGCAUACCCAAAGGCGCAUCAUCAUGGCAAAAAACUGCGCUAAGUGCUCUAAUGCUAUUUCGGGCAUCGAUUAUGUCGUUUGCCGCGGCUAUUGCGGUGCGUCUUUUCACAUGAAUGCAUGUUCCGGUGUAACUCGUGCGUUGCAAUCGUACUUCGCAUCUAACAGAAACAACCUUUUCUGGAUGUGUGAUCAAUGUGCUGAGUUAUUUGAGAACUCGCAUUUUCGCGUCAUCUCACGCCAGGCCGAUGAAAAAUCUCCACUAUGCACGCUCACGACUGCGAUUACUGAGCUGCGGUCGGAAAUAAAACAACUGCAUUCUAAGCCCGUUGCCCAGUUUUCACCCGCUACAAGCACGCACUGGCCAGCACUUGAGCAGCGCAGAGCAUUGAAACGGCCUCGUGAGAUCGAUUUCACAAUCCGAGCUUCUGAGAGUUGCCAAAUAGGAAGCAAAAAGCCGAUGGCAAAUGUUGCUUCUGUGCCAAUUUGCAAUAAUGAUGCUGAUCAUAAAUUCUGGUUAUACGUAUCAAAAAUUCGCCCAGACGUCACCGUGGAAUUGGUAUCGACUAUGGUUAAGGCUAAUCUCGGGACCGAGGAUAAUAUUUCAGUGGUCAAGCUCAUUCCAAAAGGCAGAGAGUUGGAUUCCCUCACUUUUUUGUCCUUUAAAAUUGGACUGGACCACUCGUUCAGGGAAAAGGCACUUGACCCAUCUACAUGGCCCGAAGGAUUGCUAUUUCGUGAAUUCGAAAACUACGGUUCACAAAAAUUUGGAGUUCCAACGAAGUACAAGAAGUCUACAACGCCGUUGAUGCCACCAGAAACGGUAUCUUCUCCGACCGCGACUAUCAUGAAUUUGAGUUAG